Molecule: messenger RNA, 11228 nt
Organism: Sapajus apella (tufted capuchin)
Lineage: Eukaryota; Metazoa; Chordata; Mammalia; Primates; Cebidae
Gene: ATP11C
Product: ATPase phospholipid transporting 11C
Exons: 29
Coding region: 1611-5156 (1181 amino acids)
Biological process (GO): phospholipid translocation
Cellular component (GO): plasma membrane; trans-Golgi network; endoplasmic reticulum
Molecular function (GO): ATP hydrolysis activity; ATP binding; magnesium ion binding
Source: RefSeq, a predicted model, not a curated record
AGGCUAGUCUCGAACUCCUGACCUCAGGUGAUUUGCCUACCUCGGCCUCCCAAAGUGCUGGGAUUAUAGGCGUGAGCCAGCACGCCCGGCCUCUUUCUUAGAUGAUUAAGCCAUUGUAUGGUUUUGCAGAGCAUUAUUUCAUUCAACAAGUACCUACUAUGUUCUGGGCACUGUAGUAAAUUCUGGGGAUGUAGAUGAGCAAGACAGACCAAGUUCCUGUCUUCAUGAGCUGUAAUUAUCAUCACAUACACAACUAUAGAUAUAGAGGGCAUGUUAACUGCAUUGCAUUGAAUACAUGUGUGACAUACCAUGAAAUUUGAUCUUUAUGAAUAAGUUACUAUUACAUACUUGUCAUUUUUCUUUCUAUCAAAAAUAGAUUGUACAAUAUCAGUUAUUUUCUGGUUGUUUGGAUGCCAGAUAAAAAGGAGUUUAUUGUAUUUGUCUCCUUCCAUCUGAACCUGUGUAUGGCAAACUGCUCUUUUGCAAAUAGAUGCUAGGCUGACCCUGUGCAAGGUGGGAAACCUAUUUAGAAAUGAAUCACUAUAACUUGAAAUAAAUGUUUACACAAAUGAAAGCAGGUUUUGUCUUUUUUUUUUUUUUUUUUUUUUUGAUCCACCUUUUACUGACUAAGCAACAUAAAACUCUGAAUAUGUCCUGAGUACCUUCUAUAAGGGUUUCCUGUUUGUUCCUUUUUUUUUUGCUUCUUGCUAAUAAUUCAGCCCUUUAGUGAGUAAUAUUGAGUGCCUAUAUAUCAGGUAGCUUCCAAUGUUCCUAAUGAACUUUUAGCUGAAUUGAGAUUUGGGUGGGUGAAGCUGGCCAUUUUUAUGUUGAUGCAACUGUCCAAAUGAGCUUGUUUUCUCAGCAAAGCUGCCAGUUGACCACCUGCUGGGCAGUGGGUUCUAAGAGGUCAAGGAUGGCCAGUGACCCCUGAGAGAACCAUAACUAAACUCCCUGUGUCUGCAUGAUGUACGAAGAACUAGCCCACUGAGUGAAAUGAAAUACUGGUUUGUUGAGUGAUGGAAAACAUCAUCAAGGCUAACUACUUGUCUAACAUGGUGAGUCAGUUCUUUCAGAGGAUGAAUGCAUGGGAUACAAAAACAUACUAGUUUUUUCUUCAAGGUGAUGGAAGUUUUGUACAUCUGUAGUGCUUUAUACAGAUGAACCUUUUACAUCUGGAAUCCACAAGACUGAGAGAGUUUUUCUGGUUAGGUGGAGGGAGGUUCUGGGCUUCCACAAGUGAAUUAGAUUCUGGCUUUUGAGUUUAUUUCCUUUCACUUAACAUUUACCUUCUUGGCCUGGUAUAAGGGUAGACUAGCUGUGAUCGUAGAGCAAACAUACUGGCACAACUGCAGCAUAUGUUAACACUGCUGCAGCUUAAUGAUGAAUGAGUGCUCAGCACUGCAGAUAUGGGCACAGGAUGCCCUAUGCUAGCACAUUGGCAGACAGCCCCUCAAUUACUGCAGUGUAUGGACGGAUUGCCGGUUUGGCAGACUUCUUGAUAAUAGAAGAUGUGAUUUACAAAUGAUAAUGGACCAUGGAUAUCCAGAUUUAGAAGGUUAACGUGUAUUUGUGAAGUAGAAAUCAUUGAUUUCUUGCCCCAUAUUUAUUGAAUGGAAUAUGGGAGGAUUGGUGAGGCCUACCCUGUUCUAGCAGAUAUCAUCAUUUGUCUUUUAGGUGUCUCUAUUAUAUGUUAUCAUAAAGUAUUAAUGUGGCAAUGUUUUCCUAGUCCCUUUCUCUUUACCAAGGUAUUCUUGGAAAAAUCAGAAGUGUUCUUGAAAAUGAUCUUGCAGUUAGCACAGCAUCAGUGUGCUGGAGAAGAGAAACGAGUUGGUACACGCACAGUGUUUGUUGGCAAUCAUCCAGUUUCGGAAACAGAAGCUUACAUUGCACAAAGAUUUUGUGAUAAUAGAAUAGUUUCAUCUAAGUAUACACUUUGGAAUUUUCUCCCAAAGAAUCUGUUUGAACAAUUUAGAAGAAUUGCAAAUUUUUAUUUUCUCAUAAUUUUCCUUGUACAGGUCACAGUAGACACACCAACUAGCCCAGUUACCAGUGGACUUCCACUUUUCUUUGUUAUAACUGUUACAGCCAUCAAGCAGGGAUAUGAGGAUUGGCUGAGACACAGAGCUGACAAUGAAGUCAACAAAAGCACUGUUUACAUUAUUGAAAAUGCAAAGCGAGUGAGAAAAGAAAGUGAAAAAAUCAAGGUUGGUGAUGUAGUAGAAGUACAGGCAGAUGAAACCUUUCCCUGUGAUCUUAUUCUUCUUUCAUCUUGCACCACUGAUGGAACCUGUUAUGUUACUACAGCCAGUCUUGAUGGGGAAUCCAAUUGCAAGACACAUUAUGCAGUACGUGAUACCAUUGCACUGUGUACAGCAGAAUCCAUUGAUACCCUCCGAGCAGCAAUUGAAUGUGAACAGCCUCAACCUGACCUCUACAAAUUUGUUGGGCGAAUCAAUAUCUAUAGUAAUAGUCUUGAGGCUGUUGCCAGGUCUUUGGGACCUGAAAAUCUCUUGCUGAAAGGAGCUACACUAAAAAAUACCGAGAAGAUAUAUGGAGUUGCUGUUUACACUGGAAUGGAAACCAAAAUGGCUUUAAACUACCAAGGGAAAUCUCAGAAGCGUUCUGCUGUUGAAAAAUCUAUUAAUGCCUUCCUGAUUGUGUAUUUAUUCAUCUUACUGACCAAAGCUGCAGUAUGUACUACUCUAAAGUAUGUCUGGCAAAGUACCCCAUACAAUGAUGAACCUUGGUAUAACCAAAAGACUCAGAAAGAGCGAGAGACGUUGAAGGUUUUAAAAAUGUUCACCGACUUCCUAUCAUUUAUGGUUCUAUUCAACUUCAUCAUUCCUGUCUCCAUGUACGUCACAGUAGAAAUGCAGAAAUUCUUGGGCUCCUUCUUCAUCUCAUGGGAUAAGGACUUUUAUGAUGAAGAAAUUAAUGAAGGAGCCCUGGUUAACACAUCAGACCUUAAUGAAGAACUUGGUCAGGUGGAUUAUGUAUUUACAGAUAAGACUGGAACACUUACUGAAAACAGCAUGGAGUUCAUUGAAUGUUGCAUAGAUGGACACAAAUAUAAAGGUGUAACUCAAGAGGCUGAUGGAUUAUCUCAAACUGAUGGACCUUUAACAUAUUUUGACAAAGCAGAUAAGAAUCGAGAAGAGCUGUUUCUACGAGCCUUGUGUUUAUGUCAUACUGUAGAAAUCAAAACAAAUGAUGCUGUUGAUGGAGCUACAGAAUCAGCUGAGUUAACCUAUAUCGCCUCUUCACCAGAUGAAAUAGCUUUGGUGAAAGGAGCUAAAAAGUACGGGUUCACAUUUUUAGGAAAUCGAAAUGGACAUAUGAGAGUAGAGAACCAAAGAAAAGAAAUAGAAGAAUAUGAACUUCUUCACACUUUAAACUUUGAUGCUGUCCGCCGACGUAUGAGUGUAAUUGUGAAGACUCAAGAAGGAGACAUACUUCUCUUUUGUAAAGGAGCAGACUCGGCAGUUUUUCCCAGGGUGCAGAAUCAUGAAAUUGAGUUAACUAAAGUCCACGUGGAACGUAAUGCAAUGGAUGGGUAUCGGACACUCUGUGUAGCCUUCAAAGAAAUUGCUCCAGAUGAUUAUGAAAGAAUUAACAGACAGCUCAUAGAAGCAAAAAUGGCCUUACAAGACAGAGAAGAAAAAAUGGAAAAAGUUUUUGAUGAUAUUGAGACAAAUAUGAAUUUAAUUGGAGCCACUGCAGUUGAAGACAAGCUACAAGAUCAAGCUGCAGAGACCAUUGAAGCUCUGCAUGCAGCAGGCCUGAAAGUCUGGGUGCUCACUGGGGACAAGAUGGAGACAGCUAAAUCCACGUGCUAUGCCUGCCGCCUUUUCCAAACCAACACCGAGCUCUUAGAACUAACCACAAAAACCAUUGAAGAAAGUGAAAGAAAAGAAGAUCGAUUACAUGAAUUAUUGAUAGAAUAUCGUAAGAAACUGCUGCAUGAAUUUCCUAAAAGCACUAGAAGCCUUAAAAAAGCAUGGACAGAACAUCAGGAAUAUGGAUUAAUCAUAGAUGGCUCCACAUUGUCACUCAUACUAAAUUCCAGUCAAGACUCUAGUUCAAACAAUUACAAAAGCAUUUUCCUACAAAUAUGUAUGAAGUGUACUGCAGUGCUCUGCUGUCGGAUGGCACCAUUACAGAAAGCCCAGAUUGUCAGAAUGGUGAAGAAUUUAAAAGGCAGCCCAAUAACUCUGUCGAUAGGUGAUGGUGCCAAUGAUGUUAGUAUGAUCUUGGAAUCCCAUGUGGGAAUAGGAAUUAAAGGCAAAGAAGGUCGCCAAGCAGCUAGGAAUAGCGAUUAUUCUGUUCCAAAGUUUAAACACUUAAAGAAACUGCUCUUGGCUCAUGGACAUCUAUAUUAUGUGAGAAUAGCACACCUUGUACAGUACUUCUUCUAUAAGAACCUUUGUUUCAUUUUGCCACAGUUUUUGUACCAGUUCUUCUGUGGAUUCUCACAACAGCCACUGUAUGAUGCUGCUUACCUUACAAUGUAUAAUAUCUGCUUCACAUCCCUGCCUAUCCUAGCCUAUAGUCUACUGGAACAGCACAUCAACGUUGACACCCUGACCUCAGAUCCCCGAUUGUAUAUGAAAAUUUCCGGCAAUGCCAUGCUACAGUUGAGCCCCUUCUUAUAUUGGACAUUUCUGGCUGCCUUUGAAGGGACAGUGUUCUUCUUUGGGACUUACUUUCUUUUUCAGACUGCAUCCCUAGAAGAAAAUGGAAAGGUAUACGGAAACUGGACUUUCGGAACCAUUGUUUUUACAGUCUUGGUUUUCACUGUAACUCUGAAGCUUGCCUUGGAUACCCGAUUCUGGACAUGGAUAAAUCACUUUGUGAUUUGGGGUUCUUUAGCCUUCUAUGUAUUUUUCUCAUUCUUUUGGGGAGGAAUUAUUUGGCCUUUUCUCAAGCAACAGAGAAUGUAUUUUGUAUUUGCUCAAAUGCUGUCUUCUGUAUCCACAUGGUUGGCUAUAAUUCUUCUAAUAUUUAUUAGCCUUUUCCCUGAGAUUCUUCUGAUAGUAUUAAAGAAUGUAAGACGAAGAAGUGCCCGGGUAACGAAACGCCUCCCUUCCUCAGGAAUAUCUACUAUCUUCAUGCUUUCUCAAACUUCCAGCAAUCACAGUUUCUCUUGGAGUGAAUAAGGUGAUUUCCUUUCUUAAUGUACCAACUUGCUUGCAUUCUCAUUUGCCUGACACCAUUUUCUGAUUCUUUAUGAAAAAUUACUUCUCAUGACUCAUUUUAUAUCUUCUAUUGAUACUUAGAGUAUUUGGUCAUUUUCUUUUAAUCAUUUGUUCACCUUCCAAAUUGUCACACUGAAGAGGAAGUAAUUUUUAAAAGCUUGAACCAUGGGUCUAUAGCCUUCAUUGAUCCACGAUAUGCAGUAGCCAUGGCGUGUUAGAGCUAGUCUGUUCACCAGGACAAGAGUGUUUUGCACAAAUAUCUCUUUGUUUGAUAUACUCACAGCACCAGCACAACUCUCAGAGGUGUUCACCAAAAGGAUGGUAAGGUUUACUAAUCAAACCAUAUUGAUUCAUCUUACCAUAUUACUUACCAGUGCCAUUCCAGAAACCUGUUUGCCACAUACUACUGUUGUCUAUUACUUCUACCACAAAAACAAUUCGAGUUGGAGACUUUCAUAGGCUUUUGAGUGUAUUUAUUUGAAUGUUAUACAUUUACUAUAUAGUGUAAUCAUUUGUACUUUUGGCCAGAAUAGUAGUCUAUAGGAAAUGAAUGUUUCUUUUUUCUUUUACCUUUUUUCUUUUAAUUGCCAGGUAGGUUAAUCAAUUUUCAAAUGAGUUAAGUAUCUUUGCCUCACUAUUACAGAGUAAUCUGAGCUGUAGAAGGGCAUCUGACUCAUUAUCCGCCAGACCUUCAGUCAGACCUCUUCUUUUACGAACAUUCUCAGAUGAAUCUAAUGUACUGUAACAGGUACCUAGUGUUAAACAAAUGGGCUGGCUUUAAAAAAAACAGAUUAACAGCAUUAUAAAGAAAGAAAUGAAAAUAUCACUCUCUAAAUUUCUCUGCUGUUGGUGUGGUGAACUUUACAGUAUUCUUUGCAAAAAUAUAAAGAUGCAUUACUUGGAAUAUGGGGAAAUACGCAUUUUUAAUUUGCUAAGCCCGUCAAAAUAAAAUGUUAAAUAUUUUUUAGAGCCAAAUGUUGAUAUAACUUAUUUAAUUUGUAAGGGGAAAGUAGUCAUGGCAGGACCAUCUUGUGAAAAUGUUUGUUAAUAUUGAUCAGGAAAUAUAACUUUGAUUUAUAAAGAUCAUUUGGAAAAUUAAAAAUAAAUAUUCCAAAAUUGCAUCUGUAUAACAUCAAGUCAAUUUAGCAUUGCAUGUUCUCUUGGGAAUUAUGUGAAAAUAACUAAAUGUGUUUGUACCUUCAUGUGCUGUGUCUGUGUGUUUGCAGGUACUGUAUAUACUUACGUCCUUGUAAAUGUCUGGUCCCCUAAUAGAUAGCAAUGAACCAGCCUAAUCAUAACUUUUCUAAUGUCAAGUUUUAUUCAAGCUAAAUGUUUCAACUUUCAGAGGUAAAAUCUUUUGUAGCCAUUCAGGGGGAUACUUGCCUAAUAAUAUAAAAUGCUUUAUAAUUAGUAUUUCAAAAAAUGAUUAAAUUCACUUUAUAAUAUAUUGUUUCACUUACCCCCAAAAAGUAUUUGGGAGGAAUUGAUUUACUGUGGCAGGGACCCUUGAACUCAAAAUGACUCCUUAUGUGUAGUCUGUAUUUCCUUCAGUGGGGACCUUUAACAACCCAUACCUCUGGAGGUCUUUUAUCCAUCCAUAGAAAUUUAGAGUAAUUCAUGAAUGAGGCUUCCAAGCUUGUCAGCUUGGAAACAAUUCUACACAGCUUAGAGCGGGGACAUCUUUCAUGCACGCAUAAAAAUUAAUGAUCAUCAUGAAUAAAACUGGGUUAGUUCACUUUGAAGCUAAUAAUUGUGAGUCCACCUCAUAGGCCCAUAUUUUUUCAUUAGCUGUCAACUCCACCACCUUCUGGCAAAUAAUAUGUUAAACUAAUGAAUUGAAUCCAUUGGUUCUCCUGUCUCCUGGAGUUCAUCACAGUCUGCAUCUGCACUGUUAUUUUAGAGGUAGGCUCAUUUUGCCACAGUUAGCAUCUUUUUACCCAUUUUUGAACAACUUACCUGCAUAUGUUUUCCCAUAGUAGUGAAUCUGCUUCACAAGUAGCCUUCAAAGUCUUUGACCCCUUUGUCCCAGAUUGCUUUGCUCUAAGCUGUGUGAUGCAUUUUAGCUAUAUUGUUUCUGGUUAAUUUUGUAUCCUCCUGGAUUGCUCUCUUUAGCUUGGUCUGUGGUUUGGGGGACUGGGCUGGAUAGAAGACACUGCUAUUGCUUUUGGCCUCUCCAGGUCCUUAUCUCCUACAAUGUCUACCAUAGAACUGAGGAAGUAUUUUUUAAAAACAAUUGUCUUAUUUUUAAUGUAGUUAUUUCUUCCAGAAAUAGAUUUUCAUGUGGCAUUAUUUCUCCUCCAGGGACAAUAAUUAGCAGUUAGUUUAGGCAUCUAGUAUGUUCCAUGGUUGGUAAGAAAACUACCUAAGUCCUCAAUGUGAGUUACAUUCUCAAUAUGAAUGGGCAACCUUAUUUUGGUUAGAGUCACCAUGACCCCCUGCAGAGCUACCUGAAAACCUACUAGUGGUUCUAGAGAAUGUGGAACAUAAAUAGAAAUAGAAGGUAUUCUAAUGAACUUCUAGUCCAACCAUGGCAAAGGAGAUGUCCCAGAAUGGGAAGAAAAUAGCAUACUACUUAAGACCUUCCCACUACUUAGGUUCAAAAAGACUGAGUUUUAGGGUGGAGAAUCAGUUAGGCUCCCUGUUUUGACAUACGACUUCCAUUUCUUAUCAUACUUGACUUACACUUGUUGAUCAGUUUGUCUGUCGUGCACCGUCCUGAUAAUAGCAUUUGAUGAUGUUUAGAGUACAGAGAAGAAUCUACAGACUUGUUAGGGAAAUACCCAUGGUUUCUCUUCCAAAAAGAUGAAGCAUAAGAAAAAUCGGAAGAAUCAGUUGACUCAUACAUACGUGAUCUACCAAAAGGAAAAUUAACUUCCAUAUUUUAGGGGGGCAACGUGCUUCUUUCAGUAAAAAAGAAGAAUAUUUUCACAAUAAUCUUCCAAAGCUGAAUAUAUCUUUAGACUUCCUCUAUCACAAUUAACACAUCAAGAAAAAACAGUAAUCGUUCAUUAAACAUUUCCUGAGCAUCUGCUGUGUGGUGGAAACUGUAUACUAGGUGCUGGAGAUAGAAGAUAAAUAAAACGUUCCUGUUUACAAGGACCUCCCAGCCUAGAGGAGAAGGGAUCAUAGCAAGGUAAACUGCUGCUAUGGUAGAUAAUCCUAGAGGUAGAAAGUAUUAGGAGAACCCUGGAACGAUCCAAAAGCAAAAAGCAAGCCUGAAUCUAUUCAGCUGAUGAAGAAAGGAUUAAAAUCUGGUUAUAGUGUCACUCUUUUUUUCCUCUGCAUGUGAAUAAAACUUGGCACUUUGUUAAGACAGUUGCUUUACUCUCCUAACAAAAUUUACUACUUGAUUUACUUCUGAAAAUGCUAAACAGACAGCUUCACAUUGUUAUUAAAAUAAACCUUUUAAAUCUCUAUAUUUUACAUUUUUCAGAAUCUGAAUCUUGAACUGCCUAUGUUAUUGUCCUACAAGCAUACUGACAGUGGUUACAGCUAAAACAGAAAGUAUGAAGAAACAACUACAAAAAGUUACCUUCUCAGGAUACUCCAUAUGCAACACACUAAACCACUCUCAUGUCUAGAGUUCACAAUAAAUGUUCAUUAAAUACCAAAUGAUUCUCUUAAGCAUUUAUAAUUAUUGUAAGCAGCCUUUAUGGCCAAAGCUGUAAGUUAAGAAUUAUAUGAAAGUUGAAAGCAAGAAUACUUAGAAUUCUGGCUUUAGGCAGAAUAAUAUAACUAUCAAAUGGGUGCUCUUUUAACCCAUGAAUUUUGUGAAUGGAUUUAAAUACAAUAUUAUAAAGUAGAAGUUAUGCAAUGAGAAUGAAUAGAUUUUGCUAAUACUGCUUUUUUUGCCUGACAGAAGAAAUAGACUAUUUGGACCACAUUUCUUGUUCCUCCUGAAUGAUCAUCUUAUUUUUUUUCAAAAGUACAUAAGGAAUACUUGAAAAUACAGAAGGACUAAAUAGUAUCAAUGCAUCAGACAGAAUAGUUAAUCCCUUCUGUUUACCCACAUGCUACUUAUGUCUUGGUAGAAUAUUCUUGCCAAAAAAUACCUUGAACACUUAUGUGGAAAGUGUUAAUUUAUACGUAUUUUUGUGGGAAUAGUAAAAAAGUUUUUUUUUUGUUGUUCUUCUGAAUUAUACCCCACUUAUGGGUGUAAGGCUACUAGACUUGAAAAUAAAGUAUAAAACAUUUCCAGUCACUUAGUAGCUCCUCAAAGUAGGAAAUAAACAGAUUUUUCCAGUGUCGAUUUUACUGGGAUCUGCAGUAAGAUGGUUUAAACCAUAGUUAUAUAAAAAUAAAGGUAAUUCUGAACAUCAGCCUUUUAUAAUUUGAUGUGAAAAGGAAGAAGAAUCGCUUAUUUUAAACUGUUGACGGUUUUUAUUUGAAAGAGACAGCAUUUAUGCAUAUAUGCAGUGCUUUUUCUUAAACUUUACCAAUUUGGAAAGGGGAAAGGAUCCAUCCCAAAAGGUGGUUCAGCUUAUAGAGCCAUGACUGUGAAAAAUGAAUGUUGUCUUUUAGUUAACUUGAACAGGGCAAUGGUCUAACUCUAAACCAUGAGAUUGACCUUGGUAAAGUCCUUGACUAGCUGAACUAGAAGGAAGGUGUAGCCUUCUAAUUAGUUCACUUGAAACAUAAAUGUGAAAUGUCUUCAUUUAAUGUUAAACACACAGUUUUUUAAGAUAUAAAUGACCAUAUUUAUUUGACUACUAGUUUUUUUGGGAUCUUUCUGGCAUGCUUGUACUAUUAAUGUUUAUAUUGUACCUUGAUUUGGAAAAGUAUUGGAGUUAAGAUGUAUUAUAUUUAAUAUAGUCCAUGUGGCACAUUUGAUUCUUCCACAUAUAUUUUGUGUUAAUGUUUAGAUAUGAUUUCUUUCUAAAUUCUAGAAAAGAACAAAAUUUCAGUUAACAGAAACCAUUUCAUCAUUAUGGACCCUUUUUCAUUAUUUCAUUUGUUCUCAUUUAUCAGUAUUAUUUUUGAGCAUUUUGUUACAUGUCAUUCACAACUUACCUAAGUGCGCUGUGUUCUGGUAGCUCGUAUUUGAGGUAAGCUGCUGAAAACAAAGUCUCUAUAUUCUUUGCCUAUUCCAAAGAGUUAAAAAGUCUACCCAGGAAAGCUUUUGAUAUUUUGUGUUUGUGCUCUUGUCUUAUGGUUGUUGUUACUGUAUUAUUAUUGUUGUUGUUUUACAUAAAAUCUAUGGGAACUGUGAAUACAGACGAGAGCCACAGUAGAGAGGCUUGUUUAAUGCAGUACCAUUAGAGGGUUCACAGGAUAAUCUAGUAGAAAAAUAACUAGUUACAUGUAAAAUUCCUUCCAGCCAGAGAGAAAGACUAAAAGUAAGGGGGAUUUAGAGUUAUAUGUCAGCUAUGCAUUACAUUGUAACACUGCAGUUCAAAUUCAGAAUGGCAAUGAUAUAUGAUAUCAUGGCCUAGAUCCUUGAGAGGGACCUGGCUUUCCUUUUUAAAAGAUAUUUUAUUGAAGAGCAAAAAAACGGCUAGUGUGGGGUUAGCAGAUUGAAUAACUGAAACAAACUGUGCAGUAUUCCUAGCACUACAAUGUAAUCACCCUAUUUGUAAUAGAGAAAGGAGAAAAAAUGUAAUAAUAGGAUCAUAUACCUAUAAUUUGAAUAAUUUUGAGCUAUCAAAAUGUCUUUGUAAUUUUCACAACUGUUGUUCAUUGUUUGACAGUGUUACCUACUAAACUGAAAACAUUCAUUCCAUAUCUACUACAUAUACACCAGCAACAGUAAAAAUGUAAGCCUAACUUUGCAAAAUUCAUAAUAAUUUAGUGAUGGAAUUUUUUAAUAACAUGCAGUACAUAAAUGUGCAGAUUUUAUGCGUGUUGACAAAAUCAUUUUUCAGCUUGCAAAAUGGGACUGCAAUAUUACAUUUUUCACUUAAGCAAUUUUUUACAUCUGUGUUGUUGCUUUCUAAAAUGAAUGUGAAUGCCAUCUUUUAUGACUGCAACUUGCCUUUUCCAUUACAGAAAUUUUUGUUUGAUGUAAUCAAUAAACUUUGGUAUGAUAUGAUUGAU